CGGCCAGUGCAAUCUUUUGGACAAACAGGAAAAAGGUCCAAGUCAAAUACAAAGUUAAAGCUAGUUCGGAGCCUUGCUGUGUGUGAAGAAUCUCCACCGCCUCCCACAGCUGAAAUAUCACAGGACAUUCAGGAGAAAAUUCAGAUCCAGUUAACGCAGUCUUUUGAGAAAGAAGAGAAGCCCACAAAAGAUGAAACGGAAAAGGAAAAAUCCAGUGAUAAAUUGUCCAGAAAAAUGUUAUCAAGAGAUUCCAGCCAAGAAUACACAGAUUCAACUGGCAUAGAUCUACAUGAAUUUUUAGUAAAUACACUAAAAAACAAUCCCAGGGACAGAAUGAUGCUGCUGAAAUUAGAACAGGAAAUUUUAGAUUUCAUUGGUAAUAACGAAAUUCCACGCAAAAAGUUUCCCCCCAUGACAUCUUACCAUAGAAUGCUGUUGCACAGAGUAGCUGCUUACUUUGGAUUGGAACAUAAUGUGGACCAGAGUGGGAAGUCAGUGAUAAUAAACAAAACUAGCAAUACGAGAAUACCUGAUCAAAAGUUUUGUGAGCAUAUAAAGGAUGAGAAAUGUGAAGAUUUUCAGAAACGGUACAUCCUUAAAAGAGAUAAUUCUAGUUUAGACAAAGAUGAUAACCAGAUGCGAAUACGCUUAAAAGAUGACAGAAGAAGCAAAUCUAUAGAAGAACGAGAAGAAGAGUACCAGAGAGCUAGAGAACGAAUAUUUGCACAAGAUGCCCUGUGUUCCCAAGAGAAUUAUCUUAUUGACAGAAGAAUCCAAGAGGAGGAAACUAAUAGUACACAGCAAAGGCGGCAGAUAUUUAGAGUCAAUAAAGAAGCUUCAGGGAGAUCAGCCAACAGCCAUCAAAGCAGUACUGAGAAUGAGCUGCAGUACUCUGAACCCCGACCCUGGAGCAGCACGGACUCUGAUAGUUCCAUCCGCAAUCUGAAGCCAGUUGUAACAAAAGCCAGCAGCUUCAGUGGGAUUUCAGUUCUGACAAGAGGAGAUAGCUCUGGAAGCAGCAAAAGCACAGGCAAGCUGUCUAAGACAGGUCAGCCAUUUGUUAACCCCGAUGGCACUCCUGUUGUGUAUAAUCCUCCUAUGCUUCAGCAACCUGUUAGGACCCAAGUGCCUGGACCGCCCCAGCAACCACCUCAGCAGCAACCAGCAGCUAAUCACAUCCUAUCACAGCAAGACAACCUAGGAUCACAAUUUAGCCAUAUGAGUCUUGCCCGCCAGUCAUCUGCUGAUGGUGCUGAUCCACACCCCACCAUGUUCCAGUCUACUGUAGUCCUUCAGCCCCCACAACAGUCUGGCUAUAUUAUAGCAACAACCUCACCUCUGCCACCACCACAAGGCCAACCAGUUCCUAAUCCCAGCUACUCUGCAUCCAGCCAUCCUGUCAACCAGCAAGUGCUGCAGCAACAGGGAUAUAUGCAGCAACCUUUACCACAGAUGCCAGCUUGUUAUUGUGCUCCAGGCCAGUAUCCACACUCCAAUCAACAAUAUCGACCAGUUACUGCUGUCCAUUACAACACACAGCAAAACCCACCACUGCCACAGCCUGCACAGCAGACAGGCUACCAAGUUAUGCCUAACCAGCAGCAAGCCUACCAGGGGUUGGUUGGAGUUCAGCAGUCUCAGAAUCAAAAUCUAGUCAGUAGCCAACACAACAACAUUGGAAAUCAGAUACAGGGUGUGAUUGUUCCUUAUACUUCAGUGCCAUCUUAUCAGGUUUCAGUGCCUCAAGGUUCCCAAGGAAUGCCCCAGCAGACAUAUCAGCAGCCUGUUAUAAUUCCCAGUCAGUCAAAUCAAGGACUGCCCACAACAGGAAUACCGGUUUAUUACAGUGUCAUUCCAUCAGGUCAACAGAAUAAUUUAAGUUCAUCAGUAGGAUAUUUGCAGCCUCCAGGAUCAGAGCCAAUGCAGUUUCCUAGAACAUCUUCCCCAUGCAACUCACAGCAGCUUCAAGGACAACAGUGUACAGCAGUAGCUCCACCACCAGGUGGAGGAGUAGUAAUGAUGCAGCUAAAUAUACCCAACAAUCCUCAGCCUCGAACCCAUUCACCUCCUCAAUGGAAACAAAAUAAAUAUUAUUGUGACCAUCAAAGAGGACAGAAAUCCACCGAGUUUAGCACUUUAGACUGUGCCACGCAGUUACAGCAUAGUCCUCAACUAAAUAGUCCUGCCACCUCACCAGCCCAGUCACCAGCACCAGUUCAACUAUCAAACAUGAAAAAUCUCCGUCCCACGUUAACACCUCUUUCUAUUGUGUCCCAAUUUUCUAGAUCUUUUGUCCCUGGACAAGGAGAUGCCAGAUACCCAUUGCUUGGCCAGCCACUGCAAUAUAACCCUCCUCCCUUAUUACAUGGACAUGUAACAGGCCAACAGUGUCAACCUGGACACAGACAUGGAAACAGAGGAAGGAAACCAGCUAAGAAGGCCGCUUCAGCAGAUCUUGGUGCAGGGGAACCAGUUGUUGGAAAAGUCUUAGAAAUUACUGAACUGCCAGAAGGAAUAACUCGUAUGGAAGCUGAAAAACUAUUUGGAGAACUUUUUAAAGUUGGUGCCAAGAUUCGGUGGCUAAGGAAUCCCCAGUGUCUACAGACGCAACAGCAACACCAACGCCAUUACUGUGGCAGUGGAGAUAGUAAUGUGAACACUGAACCCUCCAAACCUAGUGACUUGGCCUCCACAUAUACAGUUCUAGCUACAUUCCCUACGAUGUCAGCAGCCCAAAAUGCACUGAAGAAACAAAGUAACUCAGCUAACAAGUUUAGGCUGAGAACAAGCAAGAAGCACUAUGAGUUUCAUAUUCUGGAAAGGGCUAGUUCUCAGUAGCAGCUACAUUGUUGGACAUUCAGCCUUUAUUAGUUCCAUGUCAUUCUCUUCUCUACUUGAUUGGCUUGAUGUUACGGGGUUUCUGUUCUCUUCACAGAGACUCCUGGGAUGUGUUCUCAUAUGACAUUAUAGCCUUGGAAGAAUAACCCAGUGAUCCAGCAAGAAGAAGAAGAAUAGAUAUAAAGUUAAUCCCAGACAACUGUAAGAAUCCAUUCUGACAAGAUAGAGAGGCAGCUUUCUAUGAGGAACGCUGUUAAAAUGCCCCUUACUUUUAUAGUAGUUUUGUUUUAUAUUUCUGAAUUCUUGUAUCAGAUCCAAAUCUCUAUUGUACAGCAAACCACUGUUCAUAAUGAAUACCCAUAUUCAGAUCUGUAUUUUGUAAUCCCUUUUCACAGCCAGCACACAACUAUCCAUUUUAGGGCAGAAGGCUUGGGGUGGAAUGGGGUGAGGGGAGGGAGAAUAACUAUUAAGAAAUUACACUGUUUUUUAGCCAACUACGCAAAAGUCUUCAGUUAACAUAUUUCUCUUCCCCUGUUUCUUUUUCCAAUAAAGCAGUUUCAGUAACUUUUAAACUCCGUACACAGUCCUUUCAAGAUUCACUCAGACAGUGUGAAAGAUAAUUACAAAUUAUAUUCUUGAACUCCUUUCUAAUCAAACAGAUUAGCAUAAGUAUUAAAGUGAAAUAUGAAUAUGUCUAAACUACAAAGAAUGUUCAUUGAAGCCAAUUUGGUUUUAGUAAAAGGGUGAAGACAUUAAAAUGUAUCUCCCCAAAUGACAAAAUGUUUGCACUUUGUGUUUCCACUGGUAUAAAUCUUUUUCUUUCUUUGCACUCUAGGAUAAUUGUGUUUAAAUAAGUGCUGGACCCUUCUUAAGUCAUUUAAAUAUGUUUUCAUCAUUUGCAGAGGAUCACUGGACAUCAGAAGUUUCAUUGCACAUACAAACAAAAUCUUUUUUCAAUUUCUAUGUAAUUUGCAAGGCUGUACAAUGUGUGCUGAUGCAAGCCUUUUUUCAGUUCAAGAAAAUAAAUGUUUACAAAUACAAA
Molecule: messenger RNA, 3880 nt
Organism: Chrysemys picta bellii (western painted turtle)
Lineage: Eukaryota; Metazoa; Chordata; Testudines; Emydidae
Gene: R3HDM1
Product: R3H domain containing 1
Molecular function (GO): nucleic acid binding
Source: RefSeq, a predicted model, not a curated record